Penicillium verrucosum is the source of this 783-nucleotide messenger RNA. RefSeq lists its product as uncharacterized. Gene Ontology annotation, biological process: secondary metabolite biosynthetic process; amino acid activation for nonribosomal peptide biosynthetic process. Gene Ontology annotation, cellular component: cytoplasm. The transcript is spliced from 2 exons. NCBI's taxonomy places the organism in Eukaryota, Fungi, Ascomycota, Eurotiomycetes, Eurotiales, Aspergillaceae. The coding region runs from base 1 to 783 and encodes 260 amino acids. Gene Ontology annotation, molecular function: catalytic activity; phosphopantetheine binding. The record is from RefSeq and is a predicted model, not a curated record.
AUGCCUUCCAUAUUCGGAUCUUCCGCGAUCCAAAAACUGCAGAAUACGUACCACGCAGACGAGCCCCGAGUUGAGUUCAAACUGGUCCAAGAUGCACCGGACCACUUCAUCCUGAUCAUCAGGCUGCUACAUGCUCAGUACGAUGCAAUCAGUCUCCAGAAGCUCGUGUCUGAUCUGUGGGCCCAAUACGAUAACCAAGAAGCACGCAUUGAAUCCGACUUUUCCGCUUAUGCGCGUGAGUGCUUCCGACAGAGAACCCCCGAGGCGUACACAUUCUGGGGAGACCUGCUCGAGGAUUCGCAAGUCACUCCAGUUCCCUUUCCAACUGUUCCGGUGGCGGAGGAGAAAAGUGUGGGCUUUGAGAGGGAUAUGCCUUUACCUACGCCCCCUGCUGGGAUAACCAUGGCGACGGCUAUCAAAGUAGCCUGGGCAACGGUGCUACAAGAAUGGACAGGGUCCUCGGACGUUGUCUUCGGGCAAUUGACCGCCGCUCGAAGUCUGCUUCUUCCCGGUAUUGAGGAAGUUAUCGGCCCCUGCGUUAAUACAAUCCCUGUCCGAGUUCAACGAACUCUAAAGUCUGACACUACCCAUGAGCUACUACGUGCUGUCCAGUCUCAGCAUGCUAAGAGUAUCGGGUUUGAAACCAUUGGAUGGAAUGACAUUAGGGGCAAUUGUACCAAUUGGUCAUCAGGAACCAAACUGGGAUCAGUGGUGGUGUUUCAAAGCUAUAGCAAAAGUGUAAGAACGCGGUUUGGUCAGCUGUCCUGCCAGAAGAGCACGUAA